CAGAAAUGCAGAAAAAAGUUUUCGGUAGUGCGACGACAUUUUUAAAAGAAAUAAACGCGUACCGCUCCGUAAAUGUCGAACUAGUUAAGUUGCAGCGUGAGAGGGGCGUUCCGGCAGAGGAAGUGUGCGACCCUUUGCCGCGGUAUUACGGAUCGCAGGUAAACAGCGCCGGCGACGACUCCGUGGCGGCCGAUGACAACGCGGUGCUCCUGCUGGAGAACCUGGCCUCCAGCGGCUACCGGAUGGCAGACCAGAUGGCAGGACUCGACCUUCCGCACGCCAGGAUGCUGGUCAGGAAGAUGGCCCAGUUCCAAGCGUCAGCUGUCGCUCUCAGGCUCCUCAAACCAGAAGUAUUUAAAAACGUUAUCGAAGGCAAGUGUAAAUUCGACAGCAUGCCACCUGAAGAACAGAAGCGAUUCAGCGACGUUAUGGUGGAACACAUGUGCCGGCUUCCAGAGAUCGCACCGUUCAAGGAUAAAGUAAAAGCUGCUUUCGAACGCCUCAGUGAUUUGCCGUUCGCAAAACUUUGGGCGGAAGUUGUGGAACCAUUUGCUUCGCUAUCACACAAUGAUUUGUGGGUUAACAACAUGGUUUUCCGAUACGAGGACAGUGAGAAGCCAACGGACGUUAAAUUUUUUGACUUCCAGACUCUGACCUACUCUUCACCCGUAAGAGACCUCGUAUUUUUCCUGUAUACCAGCCUACGAUACGAUCUGGUUAGAAACAGUGUCGAUGAACUGACAGACGCUUACUAUGAGAGCUUUGUGACCUGGCUAAAGAAACUGGGGUGCAACACGGAAGACUUCACGGAAGAAAAAUUUAGGAAGGAAAUUGACAGGAUCGCUCCGACAGAGAUUAUACACAUACUGAUGAUACUGAAUGUAAUGUGUGCCGACGACCAUGAGAAGUUUUCUGCACAUAACAUGCAGAAUUCUGGUCCUACAUUUUCUUCGAGUGAAAUGUAUCGAAAGAAAGUAUUAAUUACCCUCCAAGACUAUGAUGCAAGGGGUUGGUUACAAGAAAAUUAUACUAGCUUGCGUAGACUUCUAUGUAUCUUGAGACUGGAUGUUCAUGUUCUCCUACAAUUCUAUAAACGAAUAAAAUAUCUUUCACAUGUUCCUCUUAUCUGA
Schistocerca gregaria is the source of this 1130-nucleotide messenger RNA. RefSeq lists its product as uncharacterized. The record is from RefSeq and is a predicted model, not a curated record. Bases 6 to 1130 code for a protein of 374 amino acids. Lineage: Eukaryota; Metazoa; Arthropoda; Insecta; Orthoptera; Acrididae. The transcript has a single exon.